AUGUCACGAACGAGUUUCGUCAUUAUUGUUGCCUUCAUCUGCUUGGUGCUGAUCGCUCACGUUCAAAGUAGAAAUCUUGCUAUGACCGGUGGCGUAUCCAGCCUGUUCAACUCACCGUUUCGUGUGAUCGGGAAACGAAGCCAAUUGUAUGGAUAUUACAGGCAAGGCAAUCUCGACUUUCCUCAGGUUCCACUUGCAAUCGAUCAAUUCGACUACUGA
This is a messenger RNA of Necator americanus (New World hookworm), 219 nucleotides long. RefSeq lists its product as uncharacterized. Lineage: Eukaryota; Metazoa; Nematoda; Chromadorea; Rhabditida; Ancylostomatidae. The record is from RefSeq and is a predicted model, not a curated record. The transcript has 3 exons. The coding region runs from base 1 to 219 and encodes 72 amino acids.